AGCAAGUCUUGCGGAUGAGACAAGACAACAAGAAUCUAGAAGCAAUCAAUUGAUUGCACUUGGAAAAAUGCCUCCUAAUUUAUUUCCCUUUCUUUACCGGACCCGGACUCUGCAACGGGCUUGCAGACGUCCCACUUCAUUUUUCCUCGUUCAACGAGCUUCCCUUGCUACUCGACCCAAGGAUUCCAACCCAAACCCCAACAGGGCCGACAGUUCUAUUCCCUUUGAAUGGGACAAUGAGGAGCACGCCAAGGGCCAUGAAUCUACCCUCGCAGCUGAGGCGAAGCCCUCGACAAUCACCCCAAGUGAAGUGGAUAUCUUCAAAGGCAUCUUUGAUGAGAUUGCUCAAGGCCGCAUGCCAAAGCCGAAGAGACGGCCUGAGUUUCCCGAUACAAGGGCGAAUCGGUUCCCACCAAGUUUGAUAGAUGGUGCCGACUCUGACGCAUCGGGUGACCAGCCGAUGGCCAGCUCUAUCGUCGACCAAGCUCGUGGCAGUGAAUUCAGCGACCAGUUCCUGCAGCGCUACCCUCAGUCCCUGCGGACCGCCGCUGAAGUGGCUCUGGGCAAGUUUGAGCUGGCGCCGAAACGCCCACGACUCAGCGACAUGAUUGGGUUGGAUGAGGCAGAAGCCAAGCAGAUGGCCGAGUGGAAGCGCUAUGGCGAGAUCCGCAACCAGGAGAAGGAGAGAGUGGAUGCGUUGAUGACGGCCUGCCGGAGCGAUAUCGAGCUGUGGCACGUCAUGGAGAAGGAAGUAUUUUCUCUGCCGGAGAAACUUGGUAUUGCUCAGGUUGCUGAGGUGAAGUCGGCAAUUAGUCGGGGGAGGAAACCGAAGAAGCAGACUGCGAAGGAAGCCAGCACGGAACAGCCCGAGAAGCCGGCCACGAAACGGGGGAAGAAGUCGAAGAAGCAGGCCAGCACUGAACAGCCAGAGCCAGUAGCGGUGCCCGAUAGUGAAGAGCCCGGCACCAUGAUUAUGGACGUCCAUGGACCUCUUUACCCUCACUACCUUGCCACUGGGCUUGGUCUUUUCGACACGGCCUUCGCCCAGCCGUCGCCCCUGGCAUUCAACAUCCUCCCUCGCAUCAGGUCGCUUGGCCUACCCUCCUACGUGCUGGGAAUCUCUACGCCCCUGUUCCAUAAGCUUGCCCAAAUCCACUGGAACCGCUACGGCGAUCUUGUCUCUGCUGUUGAGACCAUGGAGGAGAUGAGGUCGGUCGGGCUCUAUUCUGACCCCGACAUCGAAACCCUUCUCACGCAAAUCCGCGAACAACUCCAUGGUUGCGCUUGGGGUGCGCAGGGUCGCUUCGUCAUGGCAAUGACCGAGCUGCCUCCCUACGACAGCAGCCUGGACAACCGACUGGAGGAGCUCGCCAACUACACCAUCUUCUCAUUCAAGCAGCAGGGUCUUCAGAUACACCAACGACAGGAGGAUGAGAUGGAGCUGGACCUGGGACUUGAGGAAGACGAGGGUGAGGGUGAGGGCGAGGGCGAGGACGACAGGAAGCAACACUCUUACUGAGAGUAUCGGGAGAGAUGUACGACUGGAUGAAGAACUUUGUAACACUGAUGUAUCACCACAAAAAGGAAUUGGGUCGGAGUUUAAGGGAGAACUACGUGUAAAUCACCACUGGCUGUGGCCAAACUGUAUUCUAGAUAGACCUGUAUGAAACCCAAAGACGACACGCUGG
Messenger RNA from Ilyonectria robusta, 1688 nucleotides. RefSeq lists its product as uncharacterized. NCBI's taxonomy places the organism in Eukaryota, Fungi, Ascomycota, Sordariomycetes, Hypocreales, Nectriaceae. The record is from RefSeq and is a predicted model, not a curated record. Bases 68 to 1519 code for a protein of 483 amino acids. The transcript has a single exon. Gene Ontology annotation, cellular component: mitochondrion.